Exophiala xenobiotica is the source of this 3596-nucleotide messenger RNA. RefSeq lists its product as hypothetical. Gene Ontology annotation, biological process: glutathione metabolic process. The transcript has 5 exons. Lineage: Eukaryota; Fungi; Ascomycota; Eurotiomycetes; Chaetothyriales; Herpotrichiellaceae. Gene Ontology annotation, cellular component: cytosol. Gene Ontology annotation, molecular function: 5-oxoprolinase (ATP-hydrolyzing) activity. The record is from RefSeq and is a predicted model, not a curated record. The coding region runs from base 160 to 2415 and encodes 751 amino acids.
GGCCGAUGUUCGGUAGGCGCAAAGUUGGCAUUUGGCAGGAGAAGCGAAGACGACAUAAAAGUUUCUCGAUGUCUCUGUGCAAAGUCGACUUCGAGCUCUUGAACGCUGACAGGAUUCCGCCUCCCCAAGGAUUGUUUAUCGGGCAUACGACGCAGUACGAUGUAUUAUCGAGUAGGAGUGGACGUUGGAGGCACCAAUACUGACGCUGCAAUUCUCGAUAUCAAGGCCCUUGACACGCCAUCCCGUGGCGUACUGGCCACAUGCAAGACAUCAACCACCACACACGUGACGCUUGGAAUCCAACGCGCUGUGAAAAGCGUCCUCCAGGAGUCAAAGGUCGACAGGAGCAAGGUGAUCAAUGUUGCCAUUGGGACCACCCACUUCGUCAACGCGGUGGUUGAAAACGAUGCUAGAAGGCUGAGUCGGGUGGCCGUCAUAAGGCUGUGUGGCCCAUACACCAAGAAGAUUCCCCCGUUCUCGGAUUUCCCUUAUGCAUUGCGAAACAUCAUCGAGGGCCCGCACUUCUACCUCGACGGCGGACUCGAGAUCGACGGGCGGGAGAUCGCGCCGCUCAAUCCUGCGCAGAUCAAACAGACAGCAUCCGAGAUCGUCAAGGCUGGCAUUCGGUAUGUCGCUGUCGUGGGGAUCUUCUCCGCCUUGGACCAUGCAGGUAUCCACGAAGAAAGAUGCAAGACUUUGCUGCAGGAAUUUCAGCCCGAGUUGUCUGUGGUGUGCUCCCAUUCCAUAGGCGGGCCAGGACUUCUGCCGCGUGAAAAUGCCACCAUCCUCAACGCAUCCAUUCUGGCGUUCGCUCGGAAGACCAUCAAGGGCUUCAGACUCGCCAUGUCGAAGCUCGACCUCUCGUGCCCGCUAUAUCUGACUCAGAACGACGGCACGCUUACCGAUGCCGCAGUUGCUGCUGAAUUGCCCAUCAAGACGUUCGCUAGUGGUCCGACAAACAGUCUCAUGGGAGCUGCGUUUCUUCAGGGGCUGGACCAUGGUGACAAGAGGAUGGCCGACAACCAAUACGUUGUUGUUGAUAUCGGAGGCACGACGACUGAUAUCUGCGCGUUGCUGCCGAGCGGGUUCCCCCGCCAGGCACCGAAUUUUGUCGAAGUUGGCGGAGUCCGUACUGCUUUCAGCAUGCCGGAAGUCUUCUCAAUCGGUCUCGGUGGCGGCAGUCGGGUCCGGCAGAGCAAGGACGGAAAGAGAGUAACGGUUGGGCCGGAUUCUGUGGCCCUCCGUCUGACAACGGACGCCAUGGUGUUUGGUGGGAAAGUCAUGACUGCAAGUGACAUUGUGGUUGCGAAUGGUGCAGCAAUCGUUGGACAACCGGAGAAGGUCAAAGACAUUCCUGAGGAAUUGAUCAAAGCUGCCAAAGCAGACAUCAAGAGACAGGUGGAAAAGGCCAUUGAUAAUAUGAAGGUAUCUUCGGCUCCAGUGUCGGUCCUGCUCGUGGGCGGAGGCUCCAUCAUCCUCACAGAAGGCUUGUACGGCGUGGCAGAAUGCCUCCGACCACCUCACCAUGAUUCAGCAAAUGCUGUCGGCGCCGCCAUCGCCAAAGUAGCUGGAGAGAUCGAUGUCAUUGAAGUUCUCGCAGGACGAGAUGAGGAUGCGGCGAUCGAGGCGGCCAAAACUGCGGCCAUCAAUGCUGCCAUAUCGAACGGGGCAGACGAAAGCACUAUCCAGAUUGCAGAACUGAAGAAGAUCCCUCUCCAAUAUGUUACGAACAAGGCGACUCGCUUUGUAAUCAAAGCCGUUGGAAACCUCCACGUGAAAGGGGGAGUUGCUCGUCACGCCCAGCAAAAUGGCUUCGUCAAUGGCGUCGACAUCGAAGAAGAUGUCGAAGCAGCUGUCGAAGAGGUCGAGAAAGCUGAGGUUGCUAAGGUCGAGCAUGGAAGCAUGGCCAAACCAGCCCUCGGAGUUGAUCUCACUCAGUACCGGCCAAAGGUUGAGAACGGCAUCUGGCACAUUUCCCCCGAAGAUGUGCAAUUAAUCGCCUCAGGCUGCGGUGUUCUCGGCACUGGCGGAGGAGGCUCAUCUUACCUCAUGGCGCUCUACACCUUGAAUCUCCUCCGCCAGGGCGCGGAAAUACGUGUCAUGCGCCCAGAGGAUCUCAAAGAUUCCGACAUCUGCGUCUUUGGCGCCGGGUACGGCGCACCUUCUGUUAGCGACGAGAGAGUGUCAUCAGGCGAAGACGUCUUCACAGCCAUUGAAGCAGUAAACACCAUCAUGGGUAUCACUGACUUUCAGGCAAUCGUGACCGACGAGAUUGGAGGCGGAAACGGUCUGGUCACCAUGCCUUCGAGUGCUCGUUAUCGAAGGCCCAUUGUGGAUUGCGACUUAAUGGGUCGCGCCUAUCCAACCCUUGAACAUGGAACCCCCUAUGUCUACGGUUUCCCAGUAUUACCGUAAGUUGCCUGAUUGUCUUGGAGGCAUAUUACACGCACACCCCCUAUUGAGGCUUCAGUGGAAUCUGCAUGCUCUCAGACUUUAUCAUGGCCUUGGGCCGGUCUGAUCUGCCGCCUGUAUUUCGAACUCUGCGAGGCUCUGCUGUGGCUGUGCUUGAGAAGGGCGCCUGCCCUGUGCGAAUCCUGUCCGCUCAGUCCUUUUCUCCGAGCUGGACUUCCCACCCAUGUCUCCUUCUCCCCCCCUUAUGGUCAAUGUGACCGUCGCUGACACCAUCUUUCAAUAUGUCCAGGGUCGCGACCGCCGAUUGCAAGGGGAACUCUUCCGUGGUCGUUGUAUGUGCCCUGCCCCCACGCCCCUUCAGUGUGACUGUCUUGUAUGCUAAGUCAAUCUAUCCCAGACCGCCGAAUCCAACAGAAUGGUCGAGAGCUUGAUCCGCAAUACGUGCAUCGUUUUAGGAAAUUCUACCGGGACUGCGGGAAGACCACUGAAUGGGAACGUUAUAAAAGAUUACACUGUGCCAAACACCAUCUCGCAAGCCUGGUAUCUGGGACGAGCGGUGCAUCUGGCCCGACAGACGAAACUCGAUUUCAUCAAGGCCAUCUCUACUAUAACACCAGUCACAGCCCUCUACACAGGCAAGAUCGUCGACGUAACGCGCGACGUGUCUCGCGGGUAUACCAUCGGAAGAGUCGUGAUAGCUCCGUUGAGCGCCGACGAGGCAGAAGACUCGGAGUCGUCGUCGAAAGUGGUGACGGCCGAAAAACGGCUUCUGGUCAUACCCUUCCAAAACGAGUAUCUGUCUGCAGCCUAUGUCGACGACGAGAAAGCGGAAGGCAAAGAGGACGUGAUAUGCACAGUCCCAGACCUGAUAUCCAUCUUGGGCCAAGACGGUGAGGCAUUAGGAUCGCCAGAGUUGCGCUACGGUCUCAAGGUCAGAGUGAUCGGUAUGCCAGCCCAUCCGCUCUGGACGUCAACUCCAGAAGGACUAAAGGUUGGAGGCCCGGAGUUCUUUGGCUUAAACACCGAAUUCAAGAGUAUUGGCGAGUAUCAACGUCCGCGAAGUGUCAUCGAGGAAUUCGACACGUCAAAAGAACCAUAGACAUAGUUUUGGAAAACAGCAUAGCGACACGGGUACGUCUGAAAUACAGGAUUUAUUGCGACUCGGCUCAAUCAUUGUGUGUAUU